Molecule: messenger RNA, 1338 nt
Organism: Acytostelium subglobosum LB1
Lineage: Eukaryota; Evosea; Eumycetozoa; Acytosteliales; Acytosteliaceae
Exons: 2
Coding region: 1-1338 (445 amino acids)
Source: RefSeq, a predicted model, not a curated record
AUGUUUGUGGAGGUCAAUGCUGUGACUCCCAAAAGCAAGACUAAUGCCAUUGCAUGUAUAGAUGGCAAAAGUGCUAAAUGGAUGAGUCACAGACUAUUUAGAGAGAACAACGUUGGACACAUAAAGUUUAUAGAGUCUGAUGAGUAUCCAUUCGAUGCAACAUUCUGGAACAACGCCAAUGUCAACUACUUUAUGGCCGAGAUGUCAGCUCGAUCAGUCAAUUUGUCAUUCAUUAUGUCACGCAAUGUAAUUGGGACAUGGCGCAAUCUCACAUUCUCAUUGAGUCAUAUCCCAUUGACAUCAUUGGAGAUACAACUGGGCCCAGAUGAUCAGAUGCCCAACUUCAAUAUGCUCCCAAGCACAUUGACUGAACUAUCAAUUGUUGGCGAAACCUUCUCAACACCUGGUGCUCUGCCAGACACUCUAACAUCAUUAAUGUUUAAUGUGAAUGUGCCCAUUGCACCAGGAACACUCCCGCCUCGCCUCAAGAGACUAAUCUUUGGCAGAGCAUUCUAUCAACCAAUUGCCGAUGGAACAUUCCCUCCAACCCUGGAGAGUGUACACUUUGGUCCAUACUUCGAUGAGCCACUCACCAGCACCAACCUUCCUGAUUCGGUCACCGAUGUCACUCUGAUCAAUGUAAGAUACAGCCAUCCAUUCAGUCAUCGCGCAUGUGUCAAACUUCUGAUGCAAAGUGAUGCUACAUUUGCUCCUGGCAUGGUCUUUCCCAACCUCACGCAAUUGGAAACACAAGUGAGUGCUGAUGUUCUGAUCUCAUCCACAUUCCCAGCACUCAGAUCACUUGAUUACCAUAUUUGGAAUUACCUUGAGAUGGACUACUCGACACUUCCUCACACACUGACCGCACUACAUACGCAUGUCGCGCGACCAAUCAAAUCAUUCCCUCAAGGACUCGAUAAAUUGAAACUCCGUUGCGGGUCUGGCUUCAGAUUGACCAACACGACUUUGCCUCGAUCACUUCGAUCACUGUCACUCAAAAGCUAUCGACAUCCAAUCGAAGCCUCAAUGCUUCCAUCAACAAUUACAUUACUUACGACGAUCAGUUGUGAGAGCGAGCUUGAUCCAAGCACAAUUCCACAGUCCAUUCAUACAUUGACCAUCAGAUUCCAAAGGAGUUUGACUGAUGAACAUAUGGCACAGGUGUUGGCCACAACAUCAUUGUUCUGCAUCAAUGUUGAGGGCUGGAGGGAGUUCAAAAUUGAGCUCUAUCGAAUCAGUGACACACUCUUUCUCAAGUAUGACCAGUCCAUUCUCAACCGUGUAACUGAAUGUGCAUUCAUUGACAUUGACUCGAUCAUGGCACUAUUCCAUAAAUAA